Messenger RNA from Coregonus sp. 'balchen', 16267 nucleotides. The record is from the annotation of a GenBank genome assembly. NCBI's taxonomy places the organism in Eukaryota, Metazoa, Chordata, Actinopteri, Salmoniformes, Salmonidae.
AUGUUUUCUUCCUUCACUAGUCAAUCUGAACCUUGUAUUACACCUGUCUGUCCAUUCACAAGCAGCUGGUCGUCACAGUAACAGAUUAAGAUGGUACUUAGCUUUUUUACCAGCUAAUACACAGUACAUACACCAAAAAGGACACCGUCAAAGCAGCACAACAUCAAUAAAUGUUAAAAACAAAGUCUAAUUUCAGAUUGUCAUGUCUGUAUUGGUUGAUUGAUUGAUUGAUUGACAGGUCUCUGGUAGGGAAGCUGAGGAUAGGCUUGGCUGAGCAGAGUGUACUGGCUGCCCUGAGUCAGGCUGUGUGUCUGACUCCUCCAGGACAAGGUGAGCCAGCUAACCUUUUUACAAUGUUCACACAACAUGACCCCCACAACAUCAUCACAAUGUUUACACAACAUUACCUCCAACUUUAUGACCUUUUCACAAUGUUACUUCAAAAUUAUAACGAUUUCACAAUAUCACAAUGUUUUCGCCACAUUUUCACAAUACUACCACAACAUUACCACUCAACAUUGCCCCAACAUUAUUACAAUAUAACCCCUACAUAUGAUAAAUGUCUUCCUUUAUUGUGACUGAGACAUUGGUUCAUGUGUAAUUCUAGACUUCCCUCCAGCGGUGAUCGAUGCAGGGAAAGGAAUGAGUGCAGAAAAACAGAAAGCCUGGAUAGAGGAGAAGAGCCUUAUCCUUAAACAGACCUACUGGUACUGUACACAUCUAAACCCACUGUAUAUACUCACUCACAGUACAUUCCCUAAAUACCACCAGAACUACACCCUGACUCUGGCUGCGUCCCAAAUGAACACCCUUUUACCUAGAUCAGUGGUUGUCAACCUUUUUUGGGUACUGUACAAACCAUGUGAAUUUAGCUCUGCCUGGAGUACUAGUACCCCUGGUUGAGAACCACUGCACAAUAGUGCACUACUUUUGACCAGGGCCCCAUAGUGUACCAUUUGGGACACACUGAUUCACUCUAUUGACUGACUCUUACUGGUGAUGUUUUCUUAUUUGUCCACUCCAGUGAGAUGCCCAACUAUGAUGUCAUCAUCCCAGUACUGAUGAAGGAGGGCAUAGAUGAACUGCCCAAACACUGCAAACUCACCCCAGGUACAGUACUGAAUGUCAGGGUUGUGUGUGGUGUGUGUGUGCUGAUUUCUGACACCCUCCUCUCCCCCUCCUCAGGUGUGCCAUUGAGGCCCAUGCUGGCUCACCCCACCAAAGGUGUAGGAGAGGUGAUGAAGAGGUUCGAUGAAGCCGCCUUCACCUGCGAGUACAAGUAUGAUGGAGAAAGAGCACAGGUGUGUGUGUCUUCUCACAUGCUCACUUACUGUGUGUGUGUGUAUACAGUGAGGGGAAAAAAGUAUUUGAUCCCCUGCUGAUUUUGUUCGUUUGCCCACUGACAAAGACAUGAUAAGUCUAUAAUUUUAAUGGUAGAUUUAUUUGAACAGUGAGAGACAGAAUAACAACAAAAAAAUCCAGAAAAACGCAUGUAAAAAAAUAGGGAAAUAAGUAUUUGACCCCUCUGCAAAACAUGACUUAGUACUUGUUCAGACGUUUCUUGUAGUUGGCCACCAGGUUUGCACACAUCUCAGGAGGGAUUUUGUCCCACUCCUCUUUGCAGAUCUUCUCCAAGUCAUUAAGGUUUCGAGGCUGAUGUUUGGCAACUCGAACCUUCAGCUCCCUCUACAGAUUUUCCUUGGAUUAAGGUCUGGAGACUGGCUAGGCCACUCCAGGACCUUAAUGUGCUUCUUCUUGAGCCACUCCUUUGUUGCCUUGGCCGUGUGUUUUGGGUCAUUGUCAUGCUGGAAUACCCAUCCAUGACCCAUUUUCAAUGCCCUGGCUGAGGGAAGUAGGUUCUCACCCAAGAUUUGACGGUACAUGGCCCCGUCCAUCGUCCCUUUGAUGCGGUGAAGUUGUCCUGUCCCCUUAGCAGAAAAACACCCCCAAAGCAUAAUGUUUCCACCUCCAUGUUUGAUGGUGGGGAUGGUGUUCUUGGGGUCAUAGGCAGCAUUCCUCCUCCUCCAAACACGGCGAGUUGAGUUGAUGCCAAAGAGCUCGAUUUUGGUCUCAUCUGACCACAACACUUUCACCCAGUUCUCCUCUGAAUCAUUCAGAUGUUCAUUGGCAAACUUCAGACGGGCCUGUAUAUGUGCUUUCUUGAGCAGGGGGACCUUGCGGGCGCUGCAGGAUUUCAGUCCUUCACGGCGUAAUGUGUUACUAAUUGUUUUCUUGGUGACUAUGGUCCCAGCUGCCUUGAGAUCAUUGACAAGAUCCUCCUGUGUAGUUCUGGGCUGAUUCCUCACCGUUCUCAUGAUCAUUGCAACUCUACAAGGUGAGAUCUUGCAUGGAGCCCCAGGCCAAGGGAGAUUGACAGUUAUUUUGUGUUCCUUCCAUUUGCGAAUAAUCGCACCAACUGUUGUCACCUUCUCACCAAGCUGCUUGGCGAUGGUCUUGUAGCCCAUUCCAGCCUUGUGUAGGUCUACAAUCUUGUCCCUGACAUCCUUGGAGAGCUCUUUGGUCUUGGCCAUGGUGAAGAGUUUGGAAUCUGAUUGAUUGAUUGCUUCUGUGGACAGGUGUCUUUUAUACAGGUAACAAACUGAGAUUAGAUGCACUCCCUUUAAGAGUGUGCUCCUAAUCUCAGCUCGUUACCUGUAUAAAAGACACCUGGGAGCCAGAAAUCUUUCUGAUUGAGAGGGGGUCAUACUUAUUUCCCUCAUUAAAAUGCAAAUCAAUUUAUAACAUUUGACAUGUGUUUUUCUGGAUUUUAUUGUUGUUAUUCUGUCUCUCACUGUUCAAAUAAACCUACCAUAAAAAUUAUACACUGAUCAUUUCUUUGUCAGUGGGCAAACGUACAAAAUCAGCAGGGGAUCAAAUACUUUGUGUGUGUGUGUGUGUAUAUAUAUAUAUAUAUAUAUAUAUAUACACACACACGUACAGUUGAAGUCGGAAGUUUACAUACACUUAGUUGGAGUCAUUAAAACUCGUUUUUCAACCACUCCACAAAUUUCUUGUUAACAAACUAUAGUUUUGGCAAGUCAGUUAGGACAUCCACUUUGUGCAUGACACAAGUAAUUUUUUCCAACAAUUGUUUACAGACAGAUUAUUUCACUUAUAAUUCACUGUAUCACAAUUCCAGCGGGUCAGAAGUUUACAUACACUAUGUUGACUGUGCCUUUAAACAGCUUGGAAAAUUCCAGAAAAUGAUGUCAUGGCUUUAGAAGCUUCUGAUAGGCUAAUUGACAUAAUUUGAGUCAAUUCGAGGUGUACCUGUGGAUUUAUUUCAAGGCCUAUCUUCAAACUCAGUGCCUCUUUGCUUGACAUCAUGGGAAAAUCAAAGGAAAUCAGUCAAGACCUCAGAAAAAUGUUUUGUAGACCUCCACAAGUCUGGUUCAUCCUUGGGAGCAAUUUCCAAACGCCUGAAGGUACCACGUCCAUCUGUACAAACAAUAGUAUGCAAGUAUAAACACCAUGGGACCACGCAGCCGUCAUACCGCUCAGGAAGGAGACGUGUUCUGUCUCCUAGAGAUGAACGUACUUUGGUGCGAAAAGUGCAAAUCAAUCCCAGAACAACAGCAAAGGACCUUGUGAAUCGGAAGUUUACAUACACCUUAGCCAAAUACAUUUAAACUCAGUUUUUCACAAUUCCUGACAUUUUAAUCCUAGUAAAAAUUCCCUGUCUUAGGUCAGUUAGGAUCACCACUUUUUUUAAAGAAUGUGACAUUUCAGAAUAAUAGUAGAGAGAAUGGUUUAUUUUAGCUUUUGUUUCUUUCAUCACAUUCCCAGUGGGUCAAAAGUUUACAUACGCUCAAUUAGUAUUUGGUAGCAUUGCCUUUAAAUUGUUUAACUUGGGUCAAACGUUUCGGUUAGCCUUCCACAAGCUUCCCACAAUAAGUUGGGUGAGCUGGUGUAACUGAGUCAGGUUUGUAGGCCUCCUUGCUCGCACACACUUUUUCAGUUCUGCCCACACAUUUUGUGUAGGAUUGAGGUCAGGGCUUUGUGAUGGCCACCCCAUUACCUUGACUUUGUUGUCCUUACACCAUUUUGCCACAACUUUGGAAAUAUGCUUGGGGUCAUUGUCCAUUUGGAAGACCCAUUUGCGACCAAGCUUUAACUUCCUGACUGAUGUCUUGAGAUGUUGCUUCAAUAUAUCCACAUAAUUUUCCUUCCUCAUAAUGCCAUCUAUUUUGUGAAGUACACCAGUCCCUCCUGCAACAAGCACCCCCACAGCAUGAUGCUGCCACCACCGUGCUUCACGGUUGGGAUGGUGUUCUUCGGCUUGCAAUUACUCCCUUUUUCCUCCAAACAUAAAGAUGGUCAUUAUGGCCAAACAGUUCUAUUUUUGUUUCAUCAGACCAGAGGACAUUUCUCCAAAAAGUACAAUCUUUGUCCCCAUGUGCAGUUGCAAACCGUAGUCUGGCUUUUUUAUGGCUGUUUUGGAGCAGUGGCUUCUUCCCUGCUGAGUGGCCUUUCAGGUUAUGUCAAUAUUGGACUCGUUUUACUGUGGAUAUAGAUACUUUUGUACAUUUUUCCUCCAGCAUCUUCACAAGGUCCUUUGCUGUUUUUCUGGGAUUGAUUUGCACUUUUCGCACCAGCGUACGUUCAUCUCUAGGAGACAGAACGCGUCUCCUUCCUGAGCGUUAUGAUGGCUGCGUGGUCCCAUGGUGUUUAUACUUGCGUACUAUUGUUUGUACAGAUGAACGUGGUACCUUCAGGCGUUUGGAAAUUGCUCCCAAGGAUGAACCAGACUUGUGGAGGUCUACAAUUUUUUUUAUUUGGAUUUUCCCAUGAUGUCAAGCAAAUAGGCACUGAGUCUGAAGGUAGGCCUUGAAAUCAUCCACAGUUACACAUCCAAUUGACUCAAAUGAUGUCAAUUAGCCUAUCAGAAGCUUCUAAAGCCAUGACAUCAUUUUCUCAAAAUUUCCAAGCUGUUUAAAGGCACAGUCAACUUAGUGUAUGUAAACUUCUGACCCACUGGAAUUGUGAUACAGUGAAUUAUAAGUGAAAUAAUCUGUCUGUAAACAAUUGUUGGAAAAAUUACUUGUGUCAUGCACAAAGUAGAUGUCCUAACCGACUUGCCAAAACUAUAGUUUGUUAACAAGAAAUUUGUGGAGUGGUUGAAAAACGAGUUUUAAUGACUCCAACCUAAGUGUAUGUAAACUUCCGACUUCCAACUGUAUAUACACUGUAUGUGUGUGUGUAUAUUUAUAUGUAUGUGUGUGUAUGUUUGUCAACUGUUUCCCCUAUUAGAAAACAGACAUGAUGCUGUUGUCUCAGGCUGUUGGCUGUGUGAGCCCCUCCCAGUAGAGGCAUUGGAGAGAGCAGUGUGAUGUCUCUUCUCAUUCUCUAUUUAUCCUUCCUCAAUUUCUCGUAACCUCUCUGCUCACCUUCUCAAAGCACAUUGGAGCAGAAGAUCUGUCUUCCUCCCCUAGAACCUUCUUCUCCAAUGCGUUUUGAGGAGGAGGCCGAGAAGAGAGAGGCCAGGAGUCAGGAAAAUACAAUAGAAAUUCACUUGAGAUUCACUCAGGGAGCAGUGCGACACCUCUUAUUCUCUGUGCCUUUAAACUGUGGUGUGAGUCCUGAAACGGCCACCAGAUGGAACUCUAAGAUGCUGGCAUCUGGAGCUUCUGUCUACUCAAAUAGUUGGGCUCUAUCUCAAUUGGUCUUUCUGUGAUUCCUCAGAUCCUAUCUCCUCAAAUUCUUCUCAACCAUAUUGGAGGAGAAGAGCCAAGGCCCCUCCCCUCUGACCUUCUUCUCCAGUGGGUUUUUUGAAGGGGGCUAGAAGAGCGGAUGCGAGGAAUCGAGGAAGAAUCAAUUGAGGAAAAAGCCUUGGACACUGCCUGUCUCUCUACUCUCUAGAUACGAUAGGAAACUCACUCACUGUUAUUGGUUGAAUGCUAACUAUUGUUUAUUGUAUUUGGUAGAUCCAUAUUCUGGAGAACGGGGACGUGCAUAUUUUCAGUCGCAACCAGGAAGACAAUACAAGCAAAUAUCCCGAUAUCAUCUCUCACAUUUCCAUGGUAAUAGUAACCCUCUAAAAUACUAGCACACUCCAGAUGCAUCCCAAAUGGCACCCUAUUCCCUAUAUAGUGCACUACUUUUGACAAGGGCCAAUAGGGCUCUGGUCAAAAGUAGUGCACUACAUAGGGAAUAGGGUGCCAUUUGGGAUGCACCCUCAGGCAGCAUCUUAGCCCCUUCAUGGUCAUAAGCGCACUGCAUGAAUAAUACCAAUGCCUCUCUUUCUCGCGCCUCUAUUUCGCUCUCUCUUUCUCUCCCCUUCACCUCCCUCUCUGCCUUCCCCUCCCCCCUUUCUCUCUCACACCCCUCCUCCCUCUCUCCCUCCCUCCCUCCCUUCUCAGGUAAAGAAGGAGUCUGUGGUGUCCUGUGUGCUUGACUCUGAGGCUGUGGCUUGGGACAGAGAGAAGCAACAGAUCCAGCCAUUCCAGGUGCUCACCACACGGAAGAGAAAGGUGAGAGGAAAGAGAAAUAAGGGGGGAAACAUACUCAGUAUCCAUGGUUUUGGUUUCUGUAAUCAUUUUCAUAACAGCUGGAUGGGUGAUUACCCAGGCAGCUGUUUUCACAAGUUGUCCACAGUGGUAGUCCUCUGUAGCUCAGCUGGUAGAGCACGGCGCUUGUAACGCCAAGGUAGUGGGUUCGAUCCCCGGGACCACCCAUACACAAGGUAUGCCCAACUGGUAGUAGAUUACUUUCCUACCAUGCGCUAUGAUCAUCAGGUGGACUGCUUUGUUUGACCCCUCAUCCUCAAGCUGUUAGGUUAGACCUGCCGGGAGUUACCUCUGAGGUGGCCGUUGAGGUACACAAGCCCCCUGACUGCGACAAUAUACUGAGUACAGGGACCAAAAGAUAUAGGUUUUGAAUGCUCUUUUUAGUGUGUAGGUAGGUAGGUGUGUGUGUAUGGUCAUGUUUAGUUAUGUUGGUGUUAAAUUACUUGUUGAAUUCUUUUACAGAACGUGGAUGCAGCUGAUAUCAAGGUCCAAGUGUGUGUGUACGCCUUUGACCUGCUGUAUCUCAACGGAGAGGUGAGUUGGAUGAGGAUGGGAGUUAUGGAGUCUGGUAGACAUUAGUAAGUACAGAGUAAGUAAACCUUGUUCCAGCCAGAACGGCCCAUAGGGCAGGAGCCUACCCCUUUUCUGUAGCAUGAGGCAGCUUGAUGUUUAAGCACACCAGUGUUAAUAUUGCCACUCUUUUUUUAGAUUGUCUAGUCUUAGUCAUUUUGACUGAAAUAUCAUUAAGUCAAAUUUUUUGGUCAUUUGAAUAAUGAUUUAAUCUAGUUAUUGUCAAAAUGACAAAAAUUGACCAUUUCACUCAGCUUUUAUUUUUAAUGCCUCAUUAACUUAUAGUAAACACAAUUCACUGACUUCCAUGUGCACAAACAUGCAUAGUCGUGUCCUACCAACAUAUUUUUCUGCAUAACAAACUAUUGCAUGAUUUUCUUCCCAACAGCCAAAUUUACAUUUAAGUCAUUUCAGUCAUUCGGGCUCUGAUCAGUCCCUACACCCAAACGAGGGCAUUGCGUUCAUCCACCUCUGGCCUGCUGGCUCCCCUUCCUCUGCGGAAGCAUAGUUCCCGCUCAGCCCAGUCAAAACUGUUCGCUGCACUGGCACCCCAAUGGUGGAACAAGCUCCCUCACGACGCCAGGACAGCGGAGUCACUCACCACCUUCCGGAGACAUUUGAAACCCCACCUCUUUAAGGAAUACCUGGGAUAGGAUAAAGUAAUCCUUCUACCCCCCCCCCCCCAAAAAAAAAAAAAAAAAAAAAAAAAGUGUAAAGUGGUUUUCCCACUGGCUAUAGGGUGAAUGCACCAAUUUGUAAGUCGCUCUGGAUAAGAGCGUCUGCUAAAUGACGUAAAUGUGCCCUUGAGCAAGGCACUUAACCCUAAUUGCUCCUGUAAGUCGCUCUGGAUAAGAGCGUCUGCUAAAUGACUAAAAUGUAAAUGUAAAAUUUAGCAGACGCCCUUAUCCAGAGCGACUUACAGUUAGUGAGUGCAUAAUUUUUUUUUCAUACUGGCCCCCCGUGGGAAACGAACCCACAACCCUGGUGUUGCAAACGCCAUGCUCUACCAACUGAGCUACAUCCCUGCCGGCCAUUCCCUCCCCUACCCUGGACGACGCUGGGCCAAUUGUGCGCCGCCCCAUGGGUCUCCCGGUCACGGCCGGCUACGACAGAGCCUGGAUUCGAACCAGGAUCUCUAGUGGCACAGCUAACACAAUGCAGUGCCUUAGACCACUGCGCCACUCGGGAGACAAAUUGCCAGAAGAACGCAUUCAUCUGCAGCAGAUAAAAAAAUCACACCCCUUGUCAGUGCUCCAGACUAACAUUUCCCCUAACUUUUUCAGUUGGUGGCACCAGCCCAUCAUUCGCACCAAUUUUCAAUAGAAAUGUUUUGUAAUCGCCUUAUAAAGUCAUUCACAGUGCUUUAGACUGUGUAAUAGACUACUGAGAUGGUAGGCUAUUCAAUAAAUAAGUUGUUUCAUCUAACGUCCAAGCAGGAAUGCAUGAUUCAAGAUAUGUUGAUUUGCUACCUAAUCCAAGGAUUGUCAUUAAUUGUGGGUUGACAAUAGGGCGUUAUAUUUUACUGUUAAAAUAGGGCUCCAGGAUGUUUGGAAUUUUGUUUGAUCUUUAUGUGCGCUAAUAUCGUAGGCUAAUUUAUUUUGGGGCUAAUUCACCACAGGAAGUGAACUCAAAACACAUUAGCUAGAUUGCUAACCCUAAGUAUAAUACCCACUGCUAGUGUCCUGUGUGGCUCACUAGGUAGAGCAUGGCACUUGCAACACCAGGGUUGUGGGUUUGAUUCCCAUUAGGGGACCAGUAUGAAAAUGUAUGCUCUGGACAUUAAAUGUAAUGUCCUAAAAAAAAAACGUUGUAGCUUGCGACCCUAUGCACUCGCAAUUGCACGCUUCGCAUCUUAAAGCCAUACCAAAUAUCUUGGUUGUAAAAUAGUUGCUUUUCAGCUCAAUAUUAAGAGAUGAAAAAUAAAAAUUAUACCCACAGAAAGCUGAGAACAGUAGUUGCUUCCAAAGCUAUGUAUUUCCCAAAUUGGAUUUUGAAAUGUUAGACAAUCAGAAGCCUUUUUUUCUUUCUCCCGGAGCGCACAUCAAGUGGCUCGCUCAUCACAGCAGCAGGCCCCAGUGAAACAGGCCCAGGUGCUGGGCAGACAAUUUCAUUAGUGGAAUCAUGAGGAUAAUGCACUUUACUGUUUGACCAAAUCAUGGUUUUAGUUGCCAAAAAAUAAGACGUUUAAGACGUUUUAAGACCAUGUAAUGAAUGUUCAGCUCGCACUGAUGCGACCAAUACAUUUUUUAAAACUCGCACAGCCAGGUCAAAGGGUCGCAAAAUGAGACUAAAUAGUCACAGUCUGGAGCCCUGCCUCUUGACAUACUGUAGAUAUAUUGUAAUCAAAGUUCUGUCAUAAGAAGUGGUCUGAUAGGUUGCAGCAAACUAACUAGCUAGCAUUAUCAAUUACCUGAGCGUGUAUAUUGGGAUGAAUCACUUUCAGUCUUGAGGUUGGUAUUAUAUUUUUCCCCGUCAACGUGUUGGUGAAAAAUGCUGUCUUCUGUGGAAAUGUUACAUUCGGUCUUGUUUGAAUGGAAACGAUAAGGAAAGUGGCUCCAAAGGUCGGCCCAUUUUUCUAGCGGCAGCUUGUACCACCUAAGGAGCCAUGGUGUGUCUUAUUUGCAUCAAUGAUUUGUUGCCGCCAGAUUGGAGAACGGUUGCCGGGCAGAGAGGUGACUCGUGAAUGACCUGGGCAUGGUAUUUAUUUUACAACAAUAACAGCAUUGCAACAUUGCAAUGAGAGAGCCUUACAAUUCUACUGAUUUCACCAAACUAAUGACACUAAAAAGCUCUCGUUCUCUCCAAAAUCUCUUGUUCAGUCCACUUACUAGUCAGAUUUUAAUCACAGAGAUAAUUUAGUCUAAUCUUGUUUUUGUCAACUGAAAUGAAAAACCAUUUAGUUAUAUUUUAUUCUGGCUCUAUUUGGUCAUCUUUUUACUAAUAUCUUCGUCACUUUUCAUUGACGAAAUGAACACUGAAGUACACCCCCUGGACAGGAUGCUAGUGUUAGAUAUUAGACAUUGAAUCAUUAGACAUUGAUUGUAAUGUUUGUCAUUUCAGUGGUGGUAAUGGUGUGUGUGUGUGUGUCUCAGUCUCUGGUAAAGCAGCCCCUGUCCCGUCGCAGGGCUCUUCUGAAGGAUAGCUUCGAGGAGAAGGAGGGAGAGUUUGUGUUCGCCCGCGCUAUUGACUCAGACAACACAGACACCAUCGCCGAGUUCCUGGAGCAGUCUGUUCGAGGUGUGUGUGUCAGUGUGGGAGCAGUCUAUUCACUGUGUGUGUGUGUGUGUGUGUGAGAGAGACAGGAGCCAACCAUGUGUUUGUGUGGGAGGUCAAUCCUGUCUUCUGAUCUCCUUCUCUCCUGAAGUUGUUUAUUAAUUAAUUUAUUGGGCCCUGGUCAAAAGUAUUGCACUAUAUAGGGAAUGGGGUGCCAUUUGGGAUGCAUACUUAAUUGUAUGUUCUUCUGUGUGUGAUUUUGGUUGAAUCCGCAGACUCCUGUGAGGGACUAAUGGUGAAGACUCUGGAGAAAGAUGCCACUUAUGAAAUCGCCAAGCGCUCUCACAACUGGCUCAAGGUACACACACACACACACAUGCACGCACACAUACACAAACCACACACACGUAUGCACCAGGUGUUCCCAAUCGUUUUUGACCCACAACCCCAUUUUGAUAUCUGAAAAUUCUCACACCCCAACCAUGUGAACCAAAUUAUGUAAUUAACAGACAAUGUUUACUUUUUUAUUUGGGGCUAUGGCAGUCAAUUGAAAAACAUUCUAACAGUAUUUCUGAUUGUCUUCUCAACUCCCCAUCACAUACUUUUAAUGUGGGGCUAUGACAAUCAUUUGCAAAUUAGUCUGACAUAAUGUAUCUUAUGUCACCACCACUAAUGAUGGGUGUGCUUGAUGCAUGUCGCGUCGGCGCUUCUCAAAGUCAGGGGGCGUGGUUUACAGUGCGCACCUCAUCUCUGGUUUUAAUGCAGACAAGAGCUCUGAAUCCAGCUUCACACAGAUAUGAGCUGGCGAAUGGUACCAUGAGUUUUAUGGUGCUUUCAAGACAACUGGGAACUCUGAAAAAUACGAGGUCAAAUCAUGACGUCCGUGAUCUUCAGGUCGGAAAUCUGGAAAGAGGCCUGAGUUCCCGAGUUGGAAGUCCGAGUUGGAUGACCGUUCAAAACUAUUUUCCCAGUCGGUGCCCGUUUCUUUACGAUGUCCCAGUUGUCUUGAAUGCACUGAAGUCUGAGAUUGCCGAGUUUCCAGUUGCCAGUUGUUUUGAAGCGGCAUUAAUGCUCAGAGGGAGACUGCAGGGUAUCCCUUUUUGAGUCAAGAACCAAAACUCCUCUGUAGUGACCCCUGAAUGCAUUCGGUCACAUGACCGCUCAAUCAGCUGUUCGAUUUCACUUACCGGCAUGUCAACUGAGCCAGUGUCACAGUCAAACAGAUUGGGAAGUUGGUCCCAAAGUGCUCUUCCAAGCAUUGGAGGUGAGCAGUCAUCACUCGUGUGGGACACCUUAUUGAUGCUGUUUCCUGUUAGAAACAUGCACAGCCGAGGGAAGGGGGCAUGGUUUGCUUUUGAAAGACUCUUUCUCCAAUAAGAAUUAUUUCCUAUGAAUCGACUGAUUCGGUCACUCAUUUGUAGAAUGUUUUUCUAUUUCCCCUCCAUGCUUUCGUUCAGUUUCCCAAAUAUGUCUGUUACAUAGGCAAGGAGACACAUUUUCUUUUCACUCCACAGAAAGUCAACCAAGUCAGUUUUUUUUACAACCAUUGUGAAUGAAGACAGUUCCUCUCUCAAUGCGAAAAAUCUUUCCAACACUCCCCCUCGAUAACCACCAAGCCUCUGUAUGAAAUAGAACAUCGUCAUGCUCUGAACCCAUAUCUCCACAUAGUUUUGCGAACAGGCAUGCACGCAGUGGAUGUGGUUUGAUGUAGUUUACAAUCGAAGUUACCUGCUACAGUAUAUCUCAGAGUUCUGUACUCAGCUCUUUUGCCACCAGUUGCUCUCGUGUAUCAUACAAUGCGUCCAUAUGGCAGAGGGAGACACAUUCAUAACUAGAGCGCAGAGGCCUGCCCGCUGUUCCGCCAUAAAUGGAGCCCCAUCUGUGCAAAAGCCCACCAUUCGAUCCCAUAUGGAAUCUGUUUUUUGUCAAUAUAGCCACGCAGCACACUGAACAUCCCAUAUGCCGUUUCAUGCUCGGGAAUCGUGAGACAGAACGAUAUGUCCUUGUGAAUAGCAUCCCCCGAUAUGUAUCGUAAACAAAGGCAAAGCAUAGGCAUCUCAGCCCUCACAGCUAACGUCCGUUUGGAGUUUGAGUCGUUCAGUCAGUUUCCUCUUGAUUGCUAGCAAUAGCAUAAAUUAUUUAACAGUGUUAUCUGACAAAGGUAUUGAUAUGAGUUUCUGUGACUCUGCCUCCCCACACAUUGUUUUCACCGUAUCAAUUGUGGCCGGUAAUAUCGAAGUCUCUGCAAUAGUGUAUGGUUUCAUAGCGUAGUCGGCCUAGCCAUUCACCGUGGGAAUGAUUCAAGUGCAACGGUCAAGUGCAGCCUUUUCCCAUUAUCUAAGGGCGCUCUGGUUGAAUUUGAUCUUUUAGAUUUUAAUAAUUUUCAUAUCGAUUUCUAAGAUGAACCACAUUACAAUGAUUUUGAGAAAUGAAGAUGAUAUAAUAUUUUUUAUAUAUUUUUUAGUAUGGGGGGUUGGAAAUUCUCCUGCUAACCCCAUUUUCAUAUCUGGCGACCCCACAUGGAGUUGCGACCCCUAGUUUGGGAACCGCUGGUGUAUACACUCACACUCGCUCUCAUAAUAACUACUCACAUGAAUACCUACCAUUCAUCCCUGUCUCUCUGUCUAGCUGAAGAAGGACUAUCUGGAUGGGGUGGGGGACACGGUGGAUCUGUGUGUGAUUGGAGCGUAUCUGGGGAAGGGCAAGAGAACCGGGACCUAUGGAGGCUUCCUGCUCGCCUGCUACGAUGAGGACAAUGAAGAGUUCCAGUCAGUCUGCAAGGUCUGUGUGUGUACCUCCUUGCCUAGGAGGUGACUUUUUGUCUGUCUCUGUUGGUUUGUGUCUCUGAAAGGUGAUACAGCGCCUCAGGCCAAAUAGGAUAAAGGCAUUUUGCACAGGGAUUUCUUUCACAAUUCUUUGUUAUUCGGCUCUGCUAAAUGUCUCAUCUGGCUUACCACGGGAAUAUGUUUUUCCGGUUCUUUUGUCUUUGCAGAUCGGGACAGGUUUCAAGGAUGAAGAUUUGGAGCAACAUUACAAAUUCUUAACGGUACAGUACAGAGACGUUUCUGUGUUCUAUGCUCGCUUGUGUAGCGAAUCUGCCAAAAGUCUUUAGACCCAAUUAACUAUGAACACAUUGUAUUUUCCAGGAGCACAUUUUGCCCAAGCCCCGCCCCUAUUAUCGUGUGGACCAAUCAACAGAGCCCGAUGUGUGGCUCGGUGCCGUGCAAGUAUGGGAAGUAAAGUGUGCCGACCUAUCGCUGUCGCCGAUCUACAAGGCUGGCAUGGGAUUGGUUAGUAGAACUCGUCCUUGUACACUGGCUCAUCAGUACUAAUGAUAUUUUGAUUUUAGGCCAGUUUAAAGUAAUUUGGGAAGUGAAUAAUUUGAUUCAAUGCAAUUUCAUUUUUGAGGGCCGACAGUGACGCGACCACAACAGAAUCUUUAACUCAAUAAUCCCUUCUGCAAAUCUAAAAUGUGUUAAUUCUCACCAUCUGUUUUGGUGUCAGGAUGCUGCUAAAUCUCUCCGCAACAUUAAAAAAUAUAUAUAUUUCCAAAAUCUCGUGAGGAUCAUGCCACUUUUUGCUUCCCCUUCAAAAUGAUAUUAUUUAAUAGACCUACCAUGAAGCCACCAUGUUACCCAUAGCUUAAAAACAUACUCGUAUAGGCCUAAGUAAAAUGUUUAGGCAAAAUCUCAGGACCGUCUCAGAGUAGCAGUGCUGUCCUAACAUCCUAUUCAGUACUCUUACUCCAAAGCUCUUUGUGGAUAUGGGUCAUAAUCUGUGCUUCGCAUUAGUACUCAACCAAGCUGUGAUAUCAUGGUACUAUGUUAGAUUAAAUAAAGAGUUGCCAUCCUCGAAUCAGUAGUUCAUAAUCUUAAAACUCUGGGUGCAGGGUUUAAAAGGCAUAUUAACUGUGAAAGGUAAAACCCACACUCACUGAGUUGUAAUGUCUUUGGCAGCAGCAGAAGUUCAACAGACAAGUUUAGGUGAAAAUAUGAUUCAUAGCUUUUCUUUGGCCCUCUCUGGUCUUCUCCCAGUGUGACCCAGAGAAGAGCUUCAACCGCUUGCUCAGGUUAGGGUAAGGGCUAGGCCCUAAUGGAUAGUUGGUUGAAAUGUUGUUGACAAACCAUCUAUUUGGAACUAUCCAAAUAAAGUGUUACUGAUGAUUCAUGCCUUUGAUUCCUCUCUCCCAGUGUGACCCAGAGAAGGGCAUCUCUCUUCGGUUCCCACGCUUCCUGAGGAUCCGAGAUGAUAAAAAGCCAGAGGACGCAACUUCAGGAGGACAGGUACAUGAAGACACUGCCGUGACGGACUGGAGUGAUGUAUCUCGUAGUACAACGUUUCUCUGGUUCCAUCCCAAAUGUAUUUCUAUGUAGGGUGUCCAAUCAAAAACGCAUAUUUUCACCAAUGGGUAAAAUCAAUGGUCCAAACCUCAUGUCCAUAUCAUAAUCCAUUCAAAAGUUAUUGGAGUUUUUACCGUUGUAGGAUGGCCAAAAUUAGGGUGACUAAAUCAAAAAGAAAAUGAAAUAAGGAAAAGUGGACAGCAUCUGCUAGGCUAGAUGCUAUGCGAGAAUAAAGGCUACUUGACAGGAUCACUUUCCCGUUGAACUCAUCUUCUCGAAUCCGCAGGACAUAAAACAAUGUAAGAUGUAUAUCGGUUUAGAGACAUGAUAUGUAGUAUUUUCAUAUUUUAGGAUACCCUUUUCAUAUUCAUGCGAAAUUCCUGUUAUUUUUUGAAGAUUUCUCACAAAAACAAGCGUAUCUAUGAAAUGUCAACAGAGCACUGAGUGUACAGCAAGCUUUUGAUUUUCAACGCCUUUUACAUUUAAUUCAGCUCGUGUCAUGCUAAUUUAGCUUUUUGCGACCUGCGGAAACAACUUUGAAGACGAGAACGACAACAUGUAAAAUCCUCAAGUUGCUGCGAGAAAGCUGCAUGCUCUUUCAACAGAGCUCGCUGAUUGUUAUCGGAUGUAUUAGGUUAUGAAUUCUGCCUUUUUGGAUAUACUGUUAAUGAAAUGUUAGAGACAGACCCCACUAAUGAUUCAGAACUUUUCUAAUCAUAAUUGUCUUGGUAGAAUGUAUUUUAUAAAAUAAGGAAGGGAAAUUUCAUCACCAAAGCGCGUUUUCACCCACUGGGCGGAGUUGGUGGACACCCUGUUCUAUAGAAGAAAACCUGCCGUCAGAGACAGAAGGCACCUUAUUCCAAGUCAAAGGUAGUGCUCUAAAUAGGGAAUAGGGUGCCUUUUGGACACACCCUCUGUCUGACGGCAGUUUUCUUUCAUAGAAAUACAUCAUUUUAUAUCUAUGCUUUCCUCACUCUCUAUUUGAAGGAUCCCCUCUCCCCCCUCCCCUCUGUAUUUCAGCUUCUCCCACAUUACACACAGUCCAUAUUAUUCCACCACUUUGGUAUUCUGUGUUUAUCCCCCUGUAAUUUGAUAUAAAUUGGCCCUCAUACCAUCAUGGCCACCUUAUCAUCCUCAGUUUCCAAAUUGGUUCAUUCAUCCCCCCCUCUCUUCCCCAGGUUGUUUCUGUAAAAUAUAUGUUCUCAGUUACCCUAAUUUUACCAGAUAAGUUAUGAAAUCACUGAUUUCUUUGUUCUGUUCCAUUCAGAUUGCUGAUUUGUACAGGAAGCAGCAGGUUGUUCAAAACCAGGGAGACAAAGCUGACCUUGAGGACUACUACUGACUUCAUCAAUGGACCAUCCAGUCGCCAAUGACUCGGGUGAAAUCUCAAUUUGUACAUUCGUUUUUUUUAAAUGGUGAACAAGGCACUGUCGACGCAAAAAAGAAAUACCCUCUGUAUAGCAGUGUGUCUAGAUCCAGGUACUGGUUUAGGCUCUGCCAAUGUCAUGAUAUUCAACAGUUUUGUUGGUGUUGAGCCUAAGGCUUGUUUUUGUAAACGUAUACUUAACAGUAUGAAUAAAGGAUGUGUUCCAGAGUUUUCAAUUACACAAUCACAGUAAUGACAAUGUGAAUAAAGGC